CGCUUUUUGAGUACUGGUGCGUCUGAAUGAACAACCGAUGGCGUAUCGCCUGGUGAUAUUUCGACAUACGAUCGGAGAUGGAGCACGCUGCGUAUUGGAAACGAUGCAGUACAAAAAGCACGUAGACUCAGCUGAUCUGGAAACAGUCAUCAGCAAAUUCGGCGAUUUCUGUUUGGGCCAGACUAACGAGUCGUAGCAGCGGUAUCUCAUUUUUACUCCAAUCAUGCGCCAGAACGAAACUAUCGUGAACAAUCUUACAUAGCUGAAGAUCCUGGCUCGUACCUGUAACUUUGCAGUUGUAUGGCUGACAGUCUCAUUCGAGAUAGGAUCGUGCUUGGGAUCAAUGAUGAAAACAUCACCAAGCGGCUGUUGCGGCAACGACACUUAUCGCGCAGACAAUGCUUUGAUAUAUGCCUUAGUGAAUCCUCAGCUGCACGCCGCAUCCAGCAAAUACGGUUGCCGUCUGAUGCAGUGCUAUGUCUCUUGGACCGUUUACCUGACCAAAUUGCGAGGCCUGUUACUAAGACACAAGAAACUUGCAAAUUCUGCGCCGCGACACCCGAAGGAUCGUGAUCAAUGUCCGGCGUGGGGUCGAAUUUACGCCAACCGUGGCAGACGACGUCAUUUCGCUCGAUGCUGUCAGUCUCCCAAAGUGAAUGCACUCAAUUGUGACACAAAACCCUCGGACUCUGGACAUUCAAUGUGAAACGUUCGUUGAUGGAAUCAAAGAAGUGCGUUU
This is a messenger RNA of Dicrocoelium dendriticum, 739 nucleotides long. Lineage: Eukaryota; Metazoa; Platyhelminthes; Trematoda; Plagiorchiida; Dicrocoeliidae. The record is from the annotation of a GenBank genome assembly.